AUGGGUAAAGAUUCCAUCUCUGACGCUAUAGUGCAGCCUGUGGCUGACCAGCUUAACAAAUUGACCGGCUCUACGCCUCCUCCUCCUGAACCUGUCAAGAAGGGUAUCCAGCUUUACUCCAAGGAGUACUAUGCUGCUUGUACUUUGGGAGGCAUUGUCGCCUGUGGCCCUACCCAUUCGGCUGUGACGCCUCUUGAUGUGGUCAAGUGUCGUCGUCAGGUGGACCUGGCGCUUUACAAGUCGAACAUUGACGGGUGGAAGAAGAUUCUUAAGACCAAGGGUGAUUCUAUCUUUACUGGUGUGGGAGCCACUUUCAUCGGUUACGCUUUGCAAGGUGCCGGUAAGUACGGUUUCUACGAGUACUUUAAGAAGUCGUAUAGUGACGCUGUGGGGCCAGAGAACUUUGCUAAAUAUAAGACACCUGUGUUCCUUGCUGCCUCUGCUUCUGCUGAGUUCCUUGCUGAUAUCAUGUUGUGUCCAUUUGAAACCAUCAAGGUGAAGACCCAAACGACUAUUCCUCCUUAUGCUAAGAACGUCGGUGAAGGUUUCUCUAAGAUCUUUAAGGCUGAAGGCUUCAACGGUUUGUACAAGGGUAUUGGCCCAUUGUGGGCUAGACAGAUCCCUUACACUAUGGUGAAGUUUAGUUCUUUUGAAAAGUGUGUGGAAUUGAUCUACCAGUACCUCGGAAAGCCUGCUUCUGCUUACACUCCAGUCCAACAGACGGGUGUGUCUUUUGUUGGUGGUUACAUUGCCGGUAUUGCUUGUGCUGUGGUUUCCCAUCCUGCUGAUGUGAUGGUUUCCAAGAUCAGUACUAAUAAGGAAGCUUCAGAGAGCUUGGGCCUGGCAUUGAAGAGAAUUUAUGGUGAAAUUGGAUUCCGUGGCGUGUGGAACGGAUUGCCUGUUCGUAUUGUCAUGGUCGGUACAUUGACUGGUUUCCAAUGGUUGAUCUACGACUCCUUCAAGGUCUACGUCGGCUUGCCAACUACAGGCGGCCACUAG
Messenger RNA from Candidozyma haemuli, 999 nucleotides. RefSeq names its product Cu/Pi carrier. Bases 1 to 999 code for a protein of 332 amino acids. The record is from RefSeq and is a predicted model, not a curated record. Gene Ontology annotation, molecular function: phosphate transmembrane transporter activity. The transcript has a single exon. Gene Ontology annotation, biological process: mitochondrial phosphate ion transmembrane transport. Gene Ontology annotation, cellular component: mitochondrial inner membrane. Lineage: Eukaryota; Fungi; Ascomycota; Pichiomycetes; Serinales; Metschnikowiaceae.